Medioppia subpectinata is the source of this 371-nucleotide messenger RNA. The record is from the annotation of a GenBank genome assembly. Lineage: Eukaryota; Metazoa; Arthropoda; Arachnida; Sarcoptiformes; Oppiidae.
AUUCUGUAAAAGAUAGUCACUCGGAAUUGACACUAGAGUUGGACAGUAGGGUUAUGUCGCCCAUGGAAUCAAGUGAUAAGGAGAGCAGUAAUCUAAGCAGUAAUGAUGUCUCUCCCAAUUCAACCACAUCUAUGACCACAAGCAGCAAGAAUUGCGGACCAAAUAAUGAUAACAAUAAUAACUGCAGUUCCAGUAAUUCAAGCAAAAAGAAAAAAUCUCUAAACGAUAGCAAGACUGGAAAACCCCGGAGAGCGAGGACUGCAUUCACUUACGAACAAUUGGUUGCUCUCGAAAAUAAGUUUAAAACAACUCGAUAUCUAUCUGUUUGCGAGCGACUCAACCUCGCACUCUCUCUACGGCUCACAGAAACA